UUCAAGAUGUCAGCGCCCAUGAUCUUUAGAUCUACCCAAAGUUGAAGAAGGAAAAACUUAACAUCGUUUUGCGAGACAAGGGUUUUAACAAUGUCUAGACUGGAAUGUGUGUCAGUCUUAGAAGGUCACCAGGACCGGGUGUGGUGUGUCAAGUGGAACCCCUCUGGAACUAUUUUGGCUUCAUGUGGGGGUGAUAAGACUGUCCGCAUCUGGGGCCUAGAGGGGGACAAGUGGGUAUGUAAGACAGUUCUAGAAGAUGGCCACCAGAGAACAGUCAGGUCUGUUGCGUGGUCUCCAUGUGGGAACUAUCUAUCUACUGCAAGUUUUGAUGCUACCACAGGGAUCUGGAGUCGCAAAGAGGGAGAAUUUGAGUGUAUAGCUUCUCUUGAAGGUCAUGAAAAUGAGGUCAAGUGUGGGGCAUGGUCUCCAGGUGGCAGCCUCCUGGCAACAUGUAGUCGUGACAAAAGUGUGUGGAUAUGGGAAGUGACAGAGGAUGAGGAGUAUGAGUGUGCCAGUGUCCUGAGUUCCCAUACCCAAGAUGUAAAGUGUGUUACCUGGCACCCAAACAAGGAGAUCCUUGCCUCCUGUAGCUAUGACAACACCAUCAAACUCUUCAAGGAGGACACUGAUGACUGGACCUGCUUUGCCACCAUGGAAUCCCAUGAUUCCACCGUAUGGAAAAUAUGCUUUGAUAAAUCUGGAUCGAGACUUGCAUCCUGUAGUGAUGACCAGACAUUGAAGAUAUGGCAGGAGUACCCCCCAGGUAACACGGAGGGAGUGGCUACCACUGGUACUGAUCCAACAUGGAAAUGUGUGUGUACCCUUUCCGGAUACCAUAACCGUGUCAUCUACGAUUUAGACUGGUGUCACCUGACUGGUCACAUAGCUACAGCAUCUGGAGAUGAUGCUAUACGGGUUUUUGUGGAGGAACCGAAUUCUGACAAAAAUCAGCCUGAUUUCCGACUGGAAGUGACAGUUAACAAAGCCCACAGCCAGGAUGUGAAUUCUAUUUCAUGGCACCCUAAGGACCCUCAGUUACUAGCUUCCUGUAGUGAUAAUGGGGAGGUUAAAUUGUGGAAAUACUCAAAAGGCUGAAUUUUUAAUCUAUUCUUCAUAUGGUCAUUAGGAUUCAUUAAGAUUCUUUAUUCCCCAGCACCAUCAAUAAUGUUUAUAAAAUAGUUUUGCUGGUAUGUUUUGCUGUAACUAUAAUAAAAUGGCUUUAGUGUUGAAGGUACAGUGCACUUUAACAUGAAUAGCUUGAACAUUAGAAAAAUCUAUUUUGAUUGUGACUGUCCAAGAAUAAUUAAAUAAUGCACUGCUUAGACUGACCAUUUUGUAGCAGGAUUGAUCUUGCUAAACUGUGUAUUGUCUCGUAGUAUUGUAGUUACCUCACUGAUGACAACAGUCAAGAUGAAUGUAUGUGUCUUAAUAUGCAGAGCUACAUUAUGUUCAGUUGAAAUAUAAAAUGGACAGAUGAAAGAUAUUUUGAUUGACAGGGACAGGUCACAUCUGCAUGUAUGAUUGAAUAUGCAACAGAUGGUCAGACUGCCUGUAUGUGUUCAUAAUAGACUUAUAUAAUAUAAAUUUGUAAAAAAAAAUGUGAUAAUACAAGCUUUUGAGGAAAAUAGACUUCAAAAAGGAUUAACAAUGCUUGUGAUUUGUUCAUAAAUGGUUCGAUACAUGAUGGCAGUACAUUUUGAGAAAUGUUAAAGAGUUUUAUAUGUCACGAAGAAAGAAUCUUCAAUUCAAGAUUGAAAUUUAUUGUCAGGAAAAAGCAGCUUAAUUGAUAUCCCAGUUCUAUCCCAACAGUUAAAAAUAAAGUUAUUACUGAUUAUCCACAUUAACUGUUAACCAUUAACUUAAUUUUGUUGUCUAUAUUUGAAUCCCACAGAGACUUGACACCAAUUCCAAUCUGUCGGACGAUGUGUCUUAUAUAUGUGAUAUACUGAUAUACUGUCUUGCUUUAAAUCAGAAUAAGUAUGAUUAUGUUUAUGAUUUUAAUAACAUUCAAAUAAAAUCAUUCACAGUUAUUAAAA
Pecten maximus is the source of this 2036-nucleotide messenger RNA. Its product is annotated as probable cytosolic iron-sulfur protein assembly protein CIAO1 homolog. Gene Ontology annotation, cellular component: cytosolic [4Fe-4S] assembly targeting complex. Gene Ontology annotation, molecular function: protein binding. Gene Ontology annotation, biological process: iron-sulfur cluster assembly. The record is from RefSeq and is a predicted model, not a curated record. Lineage: Eukaryota; Metazoa; Mollusca; Bivalvia; Pectinida; Pectinidae. The transcript is spliced from 3 exons. Bases 91 to 1095 code for a protein of 334 amino acids.